AAAACAAGUCAAACAAGCAUUUUUAAAGACGUGAAGUUUAUUUGCUUAUACAUUUUUGAUUAUGUUUGGAGAACGUAGUUUCCUGAUGUAUCCUGUAGUGGGCAGUAACGCAGCCGAUCGCCUCUAAACACCAAAGAAGAAGAAGGUUUUUCGAAAUCCACAGGAGGGAAACAAGGCUCUGUAAAACUGUAAACACUGAAUAACGAUGGAGUUUGAUGGCUCUGUUUUAUACCGCCAUGCAGAGAAGACGGGUGCAGAGGAAGGACUCACACAGUGGAUGACCCUCCACUGUCUGCGGUGCAGCACCGUGCUGGGGGAUUCCUUGAGUGUGUGUGGGGAGUGUGUGAACUCCAUCGUGUGUUUGAGAGUAACCGGUGACGUUGUGGUCAGUGAGACCAUGAAGUCGGGAUCCAAAGGGGAAAUGGUGGAUUGCAUCUACAGCUCUCUGAAGUGCAGAGGCUGCCGCUUCGCCGUGGGUUCAGUGAUCCACUCCUCUCCGCCCGGUCUGGCUGCGGUCCGCUCCAUGUUCCUGCUGCACAAAACAAACAUCACCUGUUACAUCCUGAAACGCAGCGCCAUGGUGAACGCCUCCUCACUCACCUUUGAGAUGAAGCACCUCAGAGCGAGCAUGGACCAGAUGCAGCAGGAGGUUGAAGCGCAGAUGGAUCUGCUGUCACUAUGUCAGAGCAGACUGUCUAACAGCGGGGUGUCUGUCAGCCAGAGUUUUUAAUCCGUCUGGAAACCUCCGGACGUGUUUGUGUUGUAAAUUGUUAUUACAAACGUCUGUAAUGCAGGCCUUUCUCUCAGCCUUGCUCACUCAUUUAAUAAAGCUCUGCAGAUUGUGGACUUUGUAUGCUGCAGAUGCAUUGUGGGUAUUGUAGUGCAGCACUCCUGUCUGUUGUUUCCAUCCCUGAAUCUGUUUUGGGACGGCACGUGCAUUAACACAUGUUGGACUCACUCAGAAAAUGGAAGCGCUUUGAAACGACAAUUUCCUAACGUUAUAAAUUGUGAGCGUGCUUUCUAGUUUUUGGAAACACAUAUAUUUAUAUAGAGAGAGAUCAUAAGGGUUCACUUGUGAUAGCAUCUGUCCUGUUUUGUCUCUAUCUUUGUUGUACAUCCUGUUCUGUAAAUAAAGGCAAUAGAACACACCUUCA
This is a messenger RNA of Eleginops maclovinus (Patagonian blennie), 1154 nucleotides long. It is a transcript of the gene oip5, whose product is annotated as opa interacting protein 5. NCBI's taxonomy places the organism in Eukaryota, Metazoa, Chordata, Actinopteri, Perciformes, Eleginopidae. The transcript is spliced from 5 exons. Gene Ontology annotation, biological process: chromosome segregation; CENP-A containing chromatin assembly. The coding region runs from base 206 to 730 and encodes 174 amino acids. Gene Ontology annotation, cellular component: nucleus; chromatin; chromosome, centromeric region. The record is from RefSeq and is a predicted model, not a curated record.